This is a messenger RNA of Cladophialophora immunda, 706 nucleotides long. RefSeq lists its product as uncharacterized. NCBI's taxonomy places the organism in Eukaryota, Fungi, Ascomycota, Eurotiomycetes, Chaetothyriales, Herpotrichiellaceae. The transcript has a single exon. The record is from RefSeq and is a predicted model, not a curated record. The coding region runs from base 305 to 610 and encodes 101 amino acids.
GCUAUGACCCCCCAUGCCUGAGACCUAGCAAUAUUCCCGCUGCGGUCCCCAGUGUGGCAGUCGAAAGUAUGAUAGCCAGCAAGAGGAGAGGAGCAGCAUCCAACCCCACGGAACGCAAUUCUGAUUGGGGCGGAGGCGGGGAAACGACACCGAAGCUCGUCACCCCCUUCCUCGUCAGCGGUGUACUUGGAUGGAUGGAUGGAUGGAGAGAGAUCGCUUCGGGGUAACAAUGCCCGAUCCUACGCGUAUCUCAACCUUGACGAUUGGAUUGACGCAGUGAGAAAGGCUCUCUGUCUCGGCAAGUAUGCGAGGCAAGGACCGCAGAGCACGUUAUUGCCAUGGAACAGGUUUCGUUAGUGACAACGUGGUAGCCAGGGCUCCUGUGGCCUCCUCGAAUCAGUACCUGAACUAUUCCACAUUGCGUGGUGAUGGCACAUCGAGCUUAAUUGGACCACCAGCGACGCCACAAGUGCCAUGGUCUACAUCAAAAUACCAUACAACCCGAAUCGUCGCCACUUUAUUACAGGUGGUUGGGGAAGAAAAGGCCCGAAUUCUUCUCCUGCCACUCUCCAUCGUGCGCCAGGACGAUCUCCACCGGGAUGCCGUUUAGCCCGUCCCUUCGAAGCACGCGCAUCAUGUUCAGCGUCUUGUAUGCCGCGUCUAGGUCUUUAUGGAUUGUGGCUGUCCGCCCCUUGUCAUCCUUCCA